UUGUUUCUUAACAUCACAAAAAUACUAAUUUCCUUGAGUGCAAUCUAAUGCACGAUGUGCUGUACUGCAGCUGAGGACUGUUAACGUACUUCCUUCAAAGUUGUGAAAUUGCAGGUGGAAUCAAACUGAACGUAGAGGAGUGGCCACAUUUCUUGGCGUUGAACUGGGGAAGGGUUACGUUUAGUUGAAAGAUAAGCCAAAGAAGAACCUUUGUACUUCUAGAAGUUCUGAAACGACACAGAGGAAGCAAAUACGGUGGAUUACAAAGUUCUACAUCAUGAGCACUGCAGGGAAAGUCAUUAAGUGCAAAGCUGCCAUUGUCUGGGAAGUCAAUAAACCAUUUAGUAUUGUGGAAAUAGAAGUUGCCCCACCUAAGGCACACGAAGUUCGUAUUAAGAUUUUGGCGUCUGGAGUCUGUCGCUCCGAUGACCAUGGGAUAAGUGGGGCAAUGCACGUAAAAUUCCCCAUUAUUCUUGGUCACGAGGCAGCUGGUGUUGUGGAGAGCGUUGGGGAAGGGGUUACCUGUGUGAAACCAGGAGACAAAGUCAUCCCACUCUUUGCCCCACAGUGUGGAGAAUGCAGCGCCUGCAAACAUCCCAGAGGCAAUCUGUGCAAAAUGUGCGACCUUGGCGGCACUGGAUUAAUGCCCGAUGGCACCAGCAGGUUGACUUACAAAGGCCAGCAGAUCCACACCUUUGUCAGCACUGGAACCUUCACAGAAUACACCGUGGUGCAUGAGUCUGCGGUGGUCAAAAUUGAUGCUGCUGCUCCUCCAGAAAAAGUGUGUCUGAUUGGCUGUGGGUUUUCUACUGGCUAUGGUGCUGCCAUCAACAGUGCAAAGGUGGAGCCUGGUUCAACCUGUGCCGUUUUUGGUCUGGGAGGAGUUGGCCUCUCAACUGUCAUGGGCUGCAAAGCAGCUGGAGCUUCCCGAAUCAUCGGGGUCGACAUCAACAAGGAUAAAUUUCCCAAGGCUAAAGAGAUGGGAGCUACAGAGUGUGUCAACCCUCUGGAUUUCAAGAAGCCCAUCAAUGAAGUGCUGUUUGACUUGACAGACGGUGAAGGUGUUGACUAUUCAUUUGAAGUGAUUGGGCGCACAGACACCAUGACUGCUGCCUUGGCUUCCUGCCACAUGAAUUAUGGGACCAGCGUGAUUGUCGGAGUGCCCCCUUCAGCUUCUGAAAUUACCUUCUCUCCAGCACUUAUCUUCACGGGUCGCACUUGGAAAGGAUCUAUAUUUGGAGGUUGGAAAAGCAAAGAUGCUGUUCCCAAGCUGGUUUCAGAUUACAUGGGGGGGAAGUUUGUUCUUGAUCCACUAAUUACCCAUACUUUGCCUUUUGAUAAAAUCAACGAGGGCUUUGAACUGCUGCGUUCAGGGAAAAGGUUUUACAUAGACAAGAUGGUGCUUUGGGGCCCUUGUGAAUCCACAAUCCUAUUUUAAGUUGUGCCAUUUACAACCCAUGAACUGAAGAAAGGUACUUGGAUACUUUUUGCUAUGUUUGGAUAAUCGUGGAAAUGAUUCCUAAGGUUGAACCCACUUCUACCCCUCAAACGCCACAGGUAAAGUUUGUUUCCAGGCAGCACCACUUCACAGGUUGCAGGCUGCGGCUUGCUUGAAUCUUCCUCCGCGCAAGAUAUUCCCUGCACUUGGAAAACCGGCAUGUCAAGGACAAGGAUAGGUUGGAAAAGCCGUUCCCCCUGACGUUAUUUGGGUCAUAUGCAAUGACCAGGGUUCCCUUAAAUCCCUGUACAGUGGUACCUCGUGUUACAGAUGCUUCAGGUUACAGACGCUUCAGGUUACAGACUCUGCUAACCCAGGAAUAGUGUAGCGUGGGACCUGGAAACCUUAGUUCAGUGGGUUCUCAAAAAUCACAAACGUGGUUGUAGAGAAAUUGAGAGUAAGGUUUAUUGCUGAGCAAUAAAUGUCCAGUGAGUAACCUCAGAAAGUCUGGACCCUGAUCAAUGGGUGUCCAGGGUUUUUAUAGGUUUACUAGUGUCAUUGAGACCGUUAAAUAAAUGGGCGCUAGAAUAUAUGUUGUCAAACAUUUGUAAAAACCCUCGUGAGCGGAGCCGCACGCGCGCCUGCCUGUCACUUGC
Molecule: messenger RNA, 2094 nt
Organism: Zootoca vivipara (common lizard)
Lineage: Eukaryota; Metazoa; Chordata; Lepidosauria; Squamata; Lacertidae
Source: RefSeq, a predicted model, not a curated record